This is a messenger RNA of Patiria miniata (bat star), 14421 nucleotides long. RefSeq lists its product as uncharacterized. The record is from RefSeq and is a predicted model, not a curated record. The transcript is spliced from 29 exons. Gene Ontology annotation, molecular function: kinase binding; microtubule binding. Gene Ontology annotation, biological process: neuromuscular synaptic transmission. Bases 207 to 13523 code for a protein of 4438 amino acids. Lineage: Eukaryota; Metazoa; Echinodermata; Asteroidea; Valvatida; Asterinidae.
CACAAGAUGGGGAAGCGUCGUCAGCAACGGGCGAGUGCUGGGUGAGAUGGAGAAUUAUCUAUGCAAAAACUACACGAAACGACGCCGUCAAAAUCGGGGUGCUUCAAAACUAGUAGAGGUGCUGCAGUAGAGGGUGGUUGGGAUUCUGCCCCAAAUUUGGAAAUUUCCUAGUGCCUUAUACAGCGUUGAUGUGAAGAGUGUGAGCAAUGUCCAGCUCAAAGAUACCAAAAGCUACCCCAAGGAGCGGUAAGACAAUGUAUGUGCCAGGUUCGUCUGCGGAGGCUCAGAAUGCCAACCUCCGCGUGGUGGUCGACGAGUUGCGAGCCCACGUCAGCCACCUGAAAAAGGACCUGGAGGCGGAGAAGGCUCACGUCAAGGAGCUGAAACGGGAGAAGCUCUCCGAGGUCAAGAGCGUCCGGGACCAGGAGCAGCAGAAGGCGACGCAGUCGCUCAGCGAGCUGAGAUCCAAGCUGGGUCACGAGAAGCAACGGGAGCUGGCCGCCCUGCGGGAGUCGCUCAAGAAGCAGCACGACCAGGAGAUCAACCGGUUGCUGAAGCAGAAGCAGGAGCUGCUGGCCAGGACCCAGGGAGAGGCCCAACGGGAGAGAGAGACCCACUACCUCAAGGUCAAGCAGCAGGUCUGGGCCGAGGCUAAAGAGGAGGUCAAGCGGACCUUUGAGAUGGAUAAAGGGAAACUGCUGGCCGAGAUGGACGAGCUGAGGCGAGGCAAGCGCAAGGUGGAGGAGGAACUCAAUGAUGCGGUGGCAGGAGAUCGGCAGAGGGCGGCCGACUUGAGGAGGCAGUGGGGGGAGCAUCAGAGGGAGUUGGAACAGCUCAAAAAAGAUGCCAGAAGAGACAUACAGAGACUCAUGGAGGAACUCAAGUCCAAGGACCGCGUCAUCUCGGAGCUUGAGAAGGAGCUGGGACACAAGACCGGCUACUCGCAGCGGCUGCAGAACGAGAAGGAAUCGCUGAGCAACCUGCUGAACCUGAGCAAGAUGGCCGAGUCCUGGGAUCAAAGGUCAGCCGUCGCCGGCCAGGAAUCUCCCGCCAGCAGCGGCCAGGCAAGUCUGUCAAGUCCGACGGUUGGAAACGAGGAGGAAGAGAAAAAGUUACACAGAAAAAUUGCCGAUCUAAAUACGGCGCUACGGAAGCUGGAGGACAGGAACAAGCAACUCAUAGAGGACAAGGCAGACUUGGAAAGAAAGAUUCGAACUUCUUCAGAGGCACGGAACACCACGCCACUCAUUGAGAAAAACAAGCGGCUCGUACGGAAGAUCAAAGACCUGGAAGGCUCCAAGAAAAAACUGGAUGAAAGAAACAAAGCAUUGGCGGAAGAAAAUCAGAAAUUGCGUUCGCUGAAGGAGAACAUGCGCUGCCGUCUGGAGCGGGAGAACCAGAGCCUGCGCAAGGUGCUGAGCAAGGAGCGCCAGCAGACCCAGAGGGGAGGAACCAACUCCAGGACCGACCAGGAAGCGGAGGUGGAGGACCGGGAGGAGGAGUUGCGGAAGCUGAGAGUGGAGGUCCAGGAGCAGUUCCUGGAGAUUGUGGAGCUCAAGCAAGCUGCCUUGGAGCAAGAACGCUUGGCCAAGGCCACACCGGACCACAGCCAGUCCAGGCUGCCCGUGCCCAUCUCACGGCCGAGGUCGGCCAGCCUGACCCCCUUCAGCUUGGACGAGGACCCCGGCAUGAGAAGCCGCUCCGGCUCACUGGAUACCUCCAUCUUGUCUCCGCUGGUUCUCUCAGAUUGCGAGGAUGGAUUUGAAGAGGACUUCAGCGAAGACCAGCUCUCUGCACGGCAGCAGGGCGAUGACUCUAAGAUGAGAGAGGGUAAGCAGCCCACACCGGGACAGCGCAUCAAGAAGCUACUCAAACAGAACAAAGAGCUAGAGGAGAAAUGCAGCAAGCUGGAGUGGAGCUUGCAGGACAGCAAAGAUCAGAACGAACUCUUGGAAUUCAGAAUUCUGGAACUGGAAGAGCAAGAUGCAGUGACCCCGGUCCCAAGCCCCUCCUCAGCGUCAGAGGAGGAAAACAAACAGAGAGUCAAGUCACUGGAAGGCCACCUCCUGGAAAAGGAAUCCCUACUACAGUCCUUACAACAAGAGGUUGAUUCCCAGAGGGAACAUGUACGGCAGAUGGAAGAGGUCAAGGAACAGGAGCUUAUUAAUAUGCACAGGUCACAAAAGCUGGCCAAUGAGGGUGAUCCUGCCUUACAGCAUCAGCUGCAAUUGGCUAAAAUGAGAGUCUCGGACUUGGAGCGGACCGAGGCUCACCUUCACUCCCGCAUCCAGGAGCUGGAGGACCAGCUGGCCCAGCUACAAGAGGACAUCCACCUGGGACUGGCCGAGAGGAACAGGGAGCGGACGGACCUGGAGGCAGAGAUCACGUCUUGGAGAGAGAACUCCAAGGAGCUGACCGGGGAGAGAGAUGAGAUUCUUGAGAGACUGAGGGAUCUGGAAGUUCAACAAGAAACCUUGCUUGAGGAAGGAGAGAAACUUCAGAAAAAGCUGAAGAAGAAAGAGCAAGCUGAGACGAACCUCAAAAGACAGAUUGAAAAACUGACUGCUGAGCUGUCAGCAUUACAUGAAAUCACAUCACCAUCCGAAUGCAACAAUACCAACGAAAGUAACAACAAGGCCACAAUGGAGAACUCCCAGGAUGUGAACGCCCUUCAACAGAAGGUGCAGCAACUGGAACUCGUGAAGGAGUCUCUCGAGGCCAAGCUGAGAGAUGUGGAGGAGCUGGUACUGAACAGUGACUUCUCAAGUGAGGAAUCUCUUAGAGACAAGAUUGCAGAGUUGGAACAGGCGAACAAGUUGCUGACAAGACAACUGAAGCAGAGUCAGGCUUCGGAUGUCGACAGCAAAGAGGUCGUUGAAAAAGCAGUAGCUGAUGCCAGAGACACGGAGAAGGCACUUCAAGGCAGGAUCCAGGAGCUGCAACAAUCGGAGCAGAGUCUGCUGGACAGAGUAGCUCAACUUGAGGUCCAGGACAGCGCAUGGAGAUCACAAGUAGAUUCUCUGCAAGACAGGGUCCAGGAAUUUGAGGAGAUGCGGCAGCAGUUGAAGGGAAAGCUCGAUGAGGCUGAAGAACGCAUCGAGGAGCUACAGGUCGCAGAGAAAUUUGCCAGAGACGAGUUGAGCGCCUCCCACGGAGCUUCUUCAUUCCUCGGAGAAAGUCUGGGACUGAUGGGAGAGCUGGCUUCACUGGCUGAGGAGGAAUAUGUUGAGGUUGAAGAAGAGGAUGUGCUUGAAUUACUCCCUGAAUCACAAGAACCCAAGGUUCAAGAAUUGCCAGAAGAAAAAGACGAGGGAGAUCCAGAGAAAGAAUAUCGCAUUGCACAACUGGAAAAAUCUGAGACUGAACUCAUGGAGAAAGUACAAGUGUUAGAGCAGUCUAAUGUGGAGCUAGACGACCUGUGCCAAGAACUCAAGAGCCAAGCACUUGAAUGUGCCGAAGAAAAUGAGACUCUCAAACAGAAGCUUCAGGAACUGGAGGAGUUACAAGCGCAGAUUCCUGAAAUGGUCAGGGUUCUUGAAGAAGCAGAAGAGGAGAAGAUGGCGUUAAAAGAAAUGGUGAAAGAGCUGGAGUCUGAAGUAGAACAUUUGAAGCGGGGAGGUAGUAAUAAAGACAUGGAUCAAAAUGAUCUUGGGAGCAAGGAGGAUGAGAGAGAAUUGGAGAAAGAGCUUGAAGCUGUGAAGGAGGAAAACCUAGAUCUAUCGGACAAGCUAACUGAUGAGCACAGGAAAUUGCAGGAACUUAGAAGAGCAAACGAACAAUUAAAAGAACAACUCCAAUUCCAAACCCUUGAUGAUCAAAACCUUAGUGAAACCACCGAAAGACAUGAAAUCGUCGAGGAACUUCAGCAAGAACUUUUACUGAGCAAGUCUGAGAAAGCUCAGUUAGAAGAACAGUUGCAGACAGAAUGCAAGGAGUUGAAGAGUGUGAUCAAUGCUUUGCAGGCAAGUAAAGAAAAACUGGAGCAGCAGCUGGAGUCCUCAGAGUAUGAACUCAGUCGUUUGGAGGAGAUAUCGUCUGAGUUGCAUUUAGAGCUUGAACACAGAAUUGAGGACCUGGAAAGAGAGAAAGAAGAGCUUGAGAAGCAUCUUGAAGAAGCUCUGGAGCAGAAACAUAACUCAUAUACCCCAGAGUCUGAGAAAUUUCUGCAGGAGCAGAUACAGUUGGAGAAUGAAAAUCAAGAUCUCCUCCAGAAGCUUGCAUCUGCAGAAGAGGAAUGUAGUAAACUACAAGAACGCAUCGGGUUAAUGGAGCAAGGGCUGCAAGAGCAGAAGUCUGAAUUGAAGGUGGCCAGGAAGGAUUCGAUGAGAAGGUCCCUUGAGUGCGGUGAUUCAACCAGGGAGCUUGCUGAUGUCAAGAAAAGACUCAAGGAAUUGGAGGAUGUGGAGUCACAAUUUUUCGACCAGACAGAGGUGUUGUCUAAGAUGGAAAAAGAAACAAAGGAUUUGAAAAGGCAAAUAGAAGAUACUGAAGAAAACAGAGGGAAAAUCACUUCACUGAACGACCAACUGGAUGCACAAAACCAGGAGCUCCAUGAACUCAGAGAGACCAUUACAGAUUUAAAGGACGCUAAGGAGAACCUUCAAGACAAAUUGGAUGUUGAGGCAGAACUUCUUGAGGAAACUUCUGAAAAAUUGGAAAUGGUUCAAAGUGAGUUUGACACUGCCAAAGAAGAGCUUAACCUGCAGCGGGAAAAACUAGAACAAGCAGGAGAAAGAGUCCAUGACUUGGAAGGUCAGUUGAGCAAGUUGGAAGAGCUUGAGAAUGAAAACCAGAAGCUUCAAUCCAUUGUUAAUGCUUCAACAGUGAGUGGUGAAGACGAAGAGCUGGAUAGCAAGGAAUCUUUGAAGCUGAGAGUCACAGAGCUGACUGAGAGGGAGGAGGAACUCCAACUGCAAAUCAGUGAACUGGAGGAAAGACAGCUUGCUUAUGAGGAGACAAUAGCUCAGGCUGACCUCAUCGUGUCUGAAACCCACCAGAAACUGAGUGACCAGAAUGAGUUACUGGAAGCAAAAGAACGAGAGCUGCAGAACUUGAGAGAUCAACUAGAGUCCGGCAGAGAAGAGGAAGUCUCACACAAGUUACAGUUGCUGGAUGACACAACUCACGAGUUGGAAAGGAAGAACAAACAGCUGGAAGUUGGGGAGGAAAAAUUGAAAGAGCUCAUGAAUUCCGUGAAGGUGUACGAGGAGAAAUGUCAGCUGAAGGAGGAAAAGCUGCAGGAGUUGGAGCAAGAAGAAAUCAGGUUGGCUUCCAAAAUGGAAUCUUUGCAAGAACCAAGCUCGCCAGAAAGCCAAGACAUAGUGGAACCAGUUAUUCAGGCGCACACUGCAGCAACUCAGGACUCUGCAAGUGCACCGGAGAGUUCUUCCGAUGCUGCAGCGCUGGCUGAUAAGAUCCAAGUUAUGAAACAAAAUGAAGAAGCCCUCCAACAGAGAAUUGAGCACUUCCAGGAGAGACAGGCUGCAUUUGAGGAAACCCUGGCCCAGGCAGACGUCAUGCUAACAGAGUCAAAGCAGAAGCUGGAUGACAGAACCAAACUCUCUGAGAUCCAAGAGAAUGAACUUUUAGAACUUAAAGAGAAUAUAGCUCAUCUAAAGGAAGAGAAAUCAACCUUUGAUGUUGCAUGUGCUGAAAACCUUGAAAAGAAGUCCAGGCUGCUGGAAGAAACAUCUCAGGAGCUGAAAAUGAAAAGUGAGGAGCUAAAUAAACUGAGAGAUGAACUAGAAAUGCUCACCCAAAACCUAGAAUCCUCUAACAGGAAAUGCAAAGAUCUGGAAGAAAGACUCCAGGGACUGGAGCACUCUGAAAUUGAAAACGAGCAUUCAACUUCGGAAGAGGAGUCUGUGGCAUCUUUGAGAAAGAAGAUUGCUAACAUGACAAACCACGAGGAAACGUUGCAGCAGAAAAUCAUUGAGCUUGAAGAAAGGCAGUCUGCCUUUGAGGAGACUCUGGCCCAAGCUGAUGUCAUAAUGACAGAAAGAGAGUCGGGAUUCGUUGAACAGAUCAGCGAGCUUCAGAGCUCUCACUCAGACUUGCAGGAGAAGCUCCGGCGAGUGAGUGAAUCUAAGAAGCAAGGUCUAGGAAGUCAAAGUUCGGAUGAGGAUGAAGACAAGGGCACAGAGGAGUUUUCAGUAUUUUCCCCAGAUGCCACAGCAGAUGCCUUGGAGGUUGAAAGAAAUAAUUCUGGGUUGGAAGAGGAGAUUGCAAAGCUGAAAGGCUCCGAACAAGAGCUUCUUAAGGUUGUUGAGAAUUACAAAACCUUGGAGAAGACUCUUAGAUCAACAAAUGAUGAAUUACAAGAGCAGCUGGAUCUUGUUAGAGACAAAAUCAAGCAGUUAGAAAAUGCUCUUGAAGAAAGAGGUCCAGACAAUGACCUGCAAGCCCAGCUGGAAGAAUUGAAAACAGGAGUGCAGCUGCAUGAGGAAACCAACCUGAGACUCAAGGAAGAAAUCACAAACUUGAAGGAAACCAUUGCCAAUUUGCAGGAUCAGUUGCUUCAGUCACCCAAUCAGCAGAUAUCUGAGGACGGCUUCAUCAAACCUGGAACUUUAACAGAUGAGGAUGAGCUCAUCAAGCCUCAGAUUGUUGUCACGGAGGAAGCACAAGUCCCAUUUGAGCUGGAUCUCAAGCAGACAAUCGGAAGGCUUGAACAGGAAGUGAAUGAGGCCAAGAACCAGCUGAAAGAUGCUGAAGCUGCUAGAGAUUCAUUAAAGGCCGAAGCAGCUGAGAAAGAUGCAACUGUGGAAAGACUUGAGAAGGCUAACGUGGCUCUACAGGAUGACAUUGACAUCACUACAACACGGAUAGAGGAGCUUGAGCAACAACUGAGUCAGAUUUCUCAAGAAAACAACAACGUUACCAGUUCUCAAAGAUCACAGAGCCAGUCAGAAGAAAUUGUCAAGGAGCUCCAAGAUACAAUCCAAGUCUUGCAGAACAAGCUUGAAACUACUGAGAAGGUAAAACCAGAGCUACAAAAAGAUGUUGAGAGAACGGCACAAAGCAAAGGGGAGGAGGGGAAAGAACUGAAUAAAACCGAGCAGCUGAGAACGCAGGAACUCGAAAAGUCUGUGGAAUGGUUCAAAAAGGAGAUGGCCAGUGCAAACUCAGAGAGGGUCAAGACUACUAAUCGCCUGACCGAGAUUGUCCAGUUCAACCGAGAGAUCAAGAAGGAUCUGAGGGAGCUGGAGGAAUCGGAGAAGAUUCUGAGGACGGACAACAGCCGACUGAAGCAGGAGAAGGAUCUUCUGAACGAAAAGUUGUCCACCUUUGGCAUCUGUGGGGAAGACCUGCUGAAAGAACUGAUGACAGCUCAGGGAACUGAAGAAGUUGCAGACAUGCAAGAUGGGAUGACAAAAAGAAAGGUUGGUUACCAGCCAUCAUUAAAUAUUAACAAAGGCUGCCAGACUGGUCCCCUGACGUACAUCCCUAAUGAGUGUCUCCUAGCAACCAUCCUAAUAGAGGACUUUGAGAUGACACUCAAGGAGUUCCUGGAGGCCCUGCCUCACGGCCACAGUCCAACUGACCCGGUUCUCCUCAAGGAGGGGAAGAAUUUCUUUGUCGAGUUCAACAAGCUCUUCAUCGGCAAGUGUCGGACUCCGAGAGCUCGACUGCUCCGGGGUCUCAGCAAGAAGCUCCCGGUGGUCAAACCCCAGCCGGAGAGGGUCAAGAAGAAGCCGAUCUACCCAUCCAUGCCGGGAGAGGAGUGCUUCAAGGAGCAGGGAGGGAGUGAGGAGAGAAAGCUGAGACCUCUGGAAGCUGCAAGUCCCACCAGCAGGAAACGCAUGGUUGACGAGUUUGUGGCUGCCCUGUGGGACUUACCCUGGGAGAUUCCACCGGACGUGGACUGGGACAAUGCCUCCAUCUGGUACCCUAAUGAGGAGGAAAUGGAGGAGGAUUCCAUUGACGCUUCAGAGUGCAGGCAGGUUGAAGAAGAGCCUACCUCCGAGUGCAGGAAGGAGCUUGUGGUUGAGUUGGAGACACUGCCACCAGCUCUACCAGAAUCCACCCUGCGCAAGCGCACUGGUUCCAUGAGCUCCGACAGUCUGUCCGGGGACCCACCUCCUCUGCCGGAAGACUCCCCUCCACGCCGGGUGAUCAGGAACGACUCCUUGGAAGUCGAGGAUGAAGAGAAACCAGAUGAUAAGGAGGACCUCCCUGCAUCACCGCCUCCACUACCUGCAUCCUCCCCUCCAAGGAAACCAGAUUCAAGCUCGCAAAGUCCAAACCAGCCUGGAGGUAUUAUUAGUAGCUUCAGAAGCCCCUCUUUUGAGAGUCGUAGUGAGACUGACAAUCAGGAACUUCCACCUCCGCUGCCUAAAACGUCUCCCCCUGGCAAGCCAAAAACAUCCACAGCCCCAAGUAACCGAGAUCAGUGGAGAAGCUCGUUGACAGCUUUAUACAGUGAUAGUCAGAAUGGUCCUCCUGACAUUCGUUACCAAACUCAGCAAGCCAGUGUGAGCACCGACCCAGAAAGCGAUGCCUCAUCAUCCACAGAUACUCUAACUGACCAUGAAACAUGCCGUCAAGACGUGACCAACGAUAAGAACUCUGGUCCGAAGGGGGACCAUCGGGAUGGCGCAGCAAGAGCCAACUCCACCCACCGACCAGCCUCCUUUGACAGCGGUCUGGACACGGUCUCCUCCAUCACGGAGCAAGAGGUGGAAGCCAUCACAGCGGCGUCAGUGUUUGCGGGACCGGACCACUCUCUGAGGCUCCCCCGAGCCCCAGGGACGCCUGGGACCUCCCUGGCCAAGCCAGCGACUCCAAUGUGGCUGAAGCAGAUGAUGGACUGGCAGACAGCGGACAAGGAGAAAGAGGAGACAGACUUGGGAAGACUCAAGACGAGUAUCGACACCAUGGAGAAACAGCUUCAGGAGAAAGAGGAAGUUGUGAAGGAGUUACGGCAGAGUGAAGAAAGCCUCAAGAAGAAGCUGCGAGACUUUGGUGACCUUCGACCCCUGAAAUUACAGCUUCAAACCAAGGACAUUGACCUCCAGGACAGGGAACGACAGGUCGCACUGCUGAAGUCAGAGGUCAGGCAGAGAGAAAGAGAAGUCAACAGCCUGCAGACAAAGUUGGAGGGCAUGAAAUUGGGCCAGCAAGACAUUAACCAAACUGACCAGAUGAAUAAAGCUGCUGAAAUAUCUCGCCUGAAACAAAAGUUGGAGCAAAGCCAGGAAAGCCUGAGGGCAAAGGAGCAAGAACUGAAGAGCAAGGAAGACGAGGAAGGAAGAGCUAAAGAGGAGAUAGAGAAGAAAGAGAGAGAGUUAUCCUCCAAGGAGGAGGCCCUUGAGAAGCAAUCCGAGGAACUGAAGAAUCUUGAAGCAGCCGUGAAGGAACACCAACAGCACUCGGCCAAUAGCACAGAUCAUGCUGAUGCUGCUAGGUCACGUGACAUGUCAUCACAUGAUACGUCACCUGACUCUAGGCCUGGGGAAGCCAAGUCACAUGAUAGCCGGGCCCAUGAACUUCAUCUUUCCAGUGCUUUGGAUGUUCUAACCAGAGAGAAUGAAGAGCUGAGAGGCAGGGCUCAAAGGUUAGCCACCAUGGAAGACAGGUGGGCGGAGCUACAGGAGCAGCUGGCCGAGAGUCGCCAUAGCAACCGGGACCAGGAUGCCUUGCAGCGCAAACUCCACAUGGCUGAGGAGAUGCUGAGAGAGAAGACGAGCGAGGAACUACACCUUGCGGAAGACAAUGCUGCACUGGAGGAUCGAGUCCGACACUUGGAGGAGCAGAAGAGGAAACGAGAGGGAAUCGAAGAAGAUUACAUAUGCAUCAAAGAGCAGUUUGAUGACAUGGAACAUAAGAAGAACGAAGCUGAGAUAUCAGUUGCUCCAUUAAAGGCCAAAGUCUCCUAUCUGCUACAAAAGUGCAAGGAGAGAGACACGAUCAUACGGAGGUUUGCUGCCGAGCUGGAACAACUCCGCCCCGACAGAACUGAACAGUUACUGACUGAGGUCAGUGACCUGUCGGCCGUUGACCUCCCCGACGAGAGGUUCAACGAGCCCUUGCCGGUCGACGGUCGAGGGAGGAGAGUGAGGGGCGCGGUUAGUGAAGCUUCAAAGGAUCGUCGGCGGAGAGGCGGCGAUAUCGGGCGACAGCGAGUGGACAAAAUCAGCAAGAGUCUGAAUGACGUGAGAAUGGACGACCUGAGUGACGACGACGAACUUGGGCGUCUGUCGACCUCCAGAGGGCGCUCCAGCCUGGAUCCCUUGAGCGGAAGUCUGGAUAAUUUGGGUCCCGGGAUAUCUCUCCAGGAGCUGAUGAAGAGGACAUCAGGAAGCCGUUCCCGAUCACACCUUACCCCUUCGAGAGAGGCUGAGGAAGCGGACCUACUCAGGUCUGUUCUGGAUGCGUCACCAACUAGGACCAAGCCGGCGACGAGGCUUGCGAGAGGUGCCCGCUCCCCCUCAAGAGGGAAAAGGAGAGGAAUUUCCCCGACACGUAAUGACCUGUCCCGUGAGAUUCAUGAUGCGUAUAGAGACGAUGGACUGCUUGAUUUGUCAAACAGGGGGAGUCCCAGUAGGGCACGGCCACAGGAUUUCGUAGACCCUCUCACUCCAUCCACAUUAAGGCAGUCGCCUCUUUUUUCCAGCCGACAGCAAGAACGUAACAGACAACCCUUCCAGUUUGAUAGCAGCAGUGGUAAUGUGGAUGAUUUCAGCCCAUCUCCAGAAGGCAUUCGGUCAAGUCCUACUGUUUCAUACCCUGGGACCAAUGUCCAUCCUUCCCUCUUGCCCUCAAGUCUGACCAUAAACAGUACUCCGUUGGUGACCGCGCCAUCCCCUGCCAGAAAUCCACUACUGCAAUCUCAACCUUGGGUUGGGCACCAAACUUUGAACAGCACCCAAGGGCAGGCUUAUGCAGCCACGACGGCAACACAAUCCGGGAAUGUCAAGUCCGUUAACGGACCCUCAACUACCAGUACAACUUCCGUAACACACAACGGCGCAGCCUUCGGCUUGCUGAAUGGCAGUGUUGCCAAUUCAAAUUUAACAGCUCCUGGCAUGGGUACAGUCAGAGGUACAACAGGACAGCACCCUGUUGCCUCAGAAAGUGGGUUACGGCCAGUAACGGACCAACCAAGUCCCGCAAAUGAUGCCAUGGGAUUUAAUACUGGGAGACUUCAGACAGGCUCCGGCAUGUCACAGGCCCGCCCUGAAAACACAGCCUCGAAGGCAUUUGGGUCUGCAGCAGUGCAUCCUGGGAUUCCUGUGCAAGCUGGGCGCUCAGUCCAUGGGGCUGUUGGAGAUUUUACCCAACCGAGAGAAAGUAUAGCCAGUGGGGUCCCAUUGACUCCAAACGGACAUUCCUUAAAUGUCGUUCAAGCUGGGAAUGUAUCUCAGACUCCUAUGAACAGGAGGUUAGGAUUGGACCAACUUGGGAGCUCGCGUCAAGGAGUUGACGCCCCAGCAGUACAUCAUGGCAAGAGCUCCUUGGUAGCUCACCCUGCGACUGAGGAAACAUCAGGACUCCCUACACCGAGUUUGCAACAAAUUAAUACUGUUAGUGGUACCUCACAGCCUCAUGUUUCGGCAAAUGCUUCAAACAUUCAACCUGGCGUAGGCUCUUCAAUCACACGCAGCCAUCUUGUAUCUGAGACAUCGUCAGGAUUCCCUACAUUCGGCGCCCAACAAAUUAAUGCUAGGAGUGGUACAUCGCAGCCAGCAGCAAAUGUUCCAAACGUCCAACCUGGGCUGGGCUCCCCAAUCACACGGAGCCAUCUUGUGUCCGAGACACCGCUGGGACUUCCUACAUCAGGUGUCCAACAACAUAAUGCCGGGCAUGGUACAUCGCAGCCAGGAGCAAAUGUUCCAAACGUCCAACCUGGGCUGGGCUCCCCAAUCGCACAGAGCCAUCUUGUGUCCCAGACAUCAGCGGGACUCCCGACAUUAGGUGCCCAACAAAUUGUCACGAGUGGCACAUCACAGUCAGGACAAGUUGGGGUAGGUGCUUCAGAUUUUCUACGCACGCAUCCUGUUUCCGGAGCACCGUUAGUAAGCCCGUCAGUGAGCACUCAUCAGACUAAUGGCGUGACAGGUACAUCACACCCCCAAUUUGUUGCAAGUAGUGCUGCAAGUGUUCAACCUGAAGUUGGUUCUUCAAAUCUGCACGCAGGGUUCAGAGGUCAUGUUAAUAACACAUCACAUGCUGGAGGAUCAAACGGUCUACCACAGCAUCAUGUGGUCAGUACCUCAGCAAUGCAUCACAGGUCUCUUCCAUCAGGAUUUGCGUCUCAAGCAAGCGUGAUAGGUUUGCACCAACAGGGGAUUCCAUAUAUGCAUACGAACCAACAGCAGAGUGCAAAUACAACCAUUCUGAAUGUCACAUCUGGAUCUCAAAAUGGUCACGUGACCUUGUCACCAAGUAGUGCAUAUCCGUCGUCGACCAGUCACAACCCAAUGAUGCCACUGCCGGGGAAUGGUCACAUGACCCCAACAGUCCCUGCCGCCGGUACCCAGAUUCCCAGGGUACCGAGCAACAACUUCUCGUCCACACCACUGAUUGCAUCGACUGGGCUGCACCCUUCCCACCAUGCAGCACCAUCGAACGGCACCCCAUUGCAUCACCAUAACUUGCUGCGAGGAGUGGACGUGCCUGACCAGUCUGGUGCAAGGCAUCAUGGGAUUAGAACACAGGUGAACGGUCGAUGGGAUCAACAUCUGCCUUUCCGUGGAGUGACGAGAACACCUCAUGUCCAAGGUGCCCCACAGCCCCCGCGUAGCCUCACUGUGUCAAAGGUCAUAGGUCGCCAUGGAGCAGUCGUGACCUGGCGACCCCCGGACCUGGAUGACCUUGGUCAGAGCAACGGGCUGGAGGUCGUCGGUUACAAGAUCUUUGUGGACGGACGUCAGAAACAGUUUGUCACAAAUGCCCACCUAACAAAGGCUCUUGUGGAGGGAGUCAACUUACGCACCGUCCAGUCUUUCGGCAUCCAGACCGUCUCGGCCACAGGCCAGACCUCCCCCAUCGUCAGCACUCACUUUGAGGACCCAGGUCAUCUCUCCUCCUCCUGGUCGGACUCUGUGAUGACCGUGUCAUCGGUCGGCCGCGGCGCAGUCCCGUCAGACGGGUCUUCGGUCGUCAGUGAAGAGUCUCAAGAAAGACUGUUCAUGGCAGUUUAUAACUACAAUCCGAUCGAGCACUCUCCGAAUCACUACCCGACGUAUGAGCUCGCCUUUGAAGAGGGAGACAUCAUCACUGUCUACGGCACCAUCAGACCCGAUGGAUUCUACCAGGGAAAGGUGCGAGGGACGAGAGGGUUAGUACCGUCCAACUUCAUAGAAGAGAUAUCAAUGGCUGGUUCCCAUCACAGUAAAAAGAAACACGGCCACAAAAAGUCUCACAGGAACGGCAUGGGUGACACACACAGUCACAGAGACGGGGACAGACGAGGGAGCAAAGAGCACAGCCGGACCCCCACCAAGACGCCCACCAAGACACCCAGCAAGAACAGGGAGGAUCACAAGCGACACGGCUCCUCAAAUCAGUCCAGAAUUUAGAGUUACAAGAAAAACUGAGAGCAUUUGUUUGUAACCUAUUAGCACCUGUGUUACAUUGUAUGACAAUGUAGUUAUUCCCUCAAUGAGCCAUAAAAGUACAGGUUGCUGGGUCGGUUUGGGGCAGUACAGGGAGUAACAGGCUGGGUGGUUUCAGGCAGUGCAGGGACAAAUGGGUUCAAUCCUUGUCAUUGUCAUCGAGGAAAAAGUGGGAAAAAAAUAAUUUGAAUUUCUUCCAAAAAGGGUUCGGUGUAGGCCUUUGUGCCGCAUUCAGAAUGUUGGAGAGAAAAAAAAAACGUAAAUAAUACAGUCGACUCUCGUUAAUACAAACUCAGCCGGACCUAACCAAAUUGUUUGUUAUAUCCAAAUUUUGUAUUAAGUGGGGUGCCGUUCCCAUUCAUUGUGCUCAUAAAUGCACAGUCGGGAUCUGGGCUUCGUGUUUGCUGUAACACGAAUUUAUAUUACUGUAUUUGUAUUAAGGAGAGUCGACUUUAAUUAGUUAUCCAUGAAGUAAAAACUUAAAGUCUUUACAUUUUUCGCCUGUUUUCCUUUAAAUUUGAUUCCUCAAUCUGACUUUUGACAAAAAGAAUAUUAAUAUUGUAUCAAUGCUCAAAGAGCUGAAUUAUUGCAACUGAGAAAGUGCCUUGAAGUGCAAAGUUGUAUUUUUCGUGUGGUGCACAGCACAUUAAAGUAUCAUUUGUAAAAUGUUUUGAUAUUUUUUCUAUGAUUUCUGUUCAGAUACACAGAACAGUGCUAAGCUAUGCACAAAUCUUCAUUGAAUGGUGCCUAGUAUCUCUGAAACCAGUGGUAAAUCCAAGAGAAAAAAAAGGAAUUUGAAAACUGUUUUAUUUGGUUCCUUUUAUUCCAUGUUUUUUAAGGGCUCUUUGGAGGUAGGAUUCAA